GAGUACGGUAAGAAAAUACUGAACUUAGUGAAAGUUCCCAUGGAAUUAUAUGUCAUAAAAGAUAUACCGUAGUGCUUAAAGGUAAAAUGCCUCAAGGAACAGAGAUAUGUAUCUUGUCUGGUUAAAAUAUACUGUGAAAGGUCCAAUCGCAUCAUCAAGGAAGAAUUGGAUUCAAAGGUGCAGAUUGUCAGUCUCAACACCAGCCACGCAUUAUGAUACUUUGGGAAUAGGAAGACAAGCCAACACAAAAGAAAUCAAACAGGCAUAUAUUUGUCUCUGUAAAAAAUUGCACCCAGAUGCUAAUCCAAGUGACCCUCAAGCACAGCAAAAAUUUAUCCAACUUCAAGAUGCUUACAAUAUACUGAGUGACCCUAAGGAGAGAGCAAGUUAUGAUGUGCAGAUGUACAAGGAGCUGCAUUCAAGGGCAAAUGUCAAACAAACAUAUACCACUAGUCACAGCACAGAGCACAUGUCUGAACAGGAAGUCAUGCAGAGGUUUUACAAAAGACAUCAGGAGAUUUACGAAGAAUGGGCCAGGAAAAACAAAAGUCAGUCCAGCACCAACACACACCAACAUUGGAAUGAGAACAGACAACAGGCAUAUGACGACCCCAAGGAGUGGUCUGGGCCAGGGAAUUUCAAUCCACAUGACGAGGUGUCAUUCAGAGUGUAUCGGUAUCUGAGUAUGCUGUCUGUCGCAGACUUAUUCCUCAUCACUGCUUUUGGGAAGGUCAUCUCUCUGUUCCUGAUGAUGUACCUUUUAUAUUCUUAUUACAAAAAAUUCUAGUGGCCAUGAUCCUUACAGUUUGUUCUUCAAUGAUUUUCAUUUAUUAAGUUAUUGACAUGUAUGUUAAAACAUACUAUAAUUUCUGUUUGACAAUUUAAGUUUAUUUAAUAGCUCUGUUUACUAUGAUUCAAAUAAAAAUUUGUUUUAUAUAUUUUGGACAAGAUUAACAACUUGUGAAUGUACAUUGUAUAUUACAGGAAAAUGUUAUCAUGUAUAUGUAAUUGGUAACAUAUUGACAGGAUACAAUGUGUUGUAAGUGCCAAGUAAUAUAUUUAUAGACUUGCUUUGUAUUUUGAAAUUGUUGAAUUUUAUUUUGAAUAAAAAUAUAAGUAUAAUUUUA
Messenger RNA from Ostrea edulis (European flat oyster), 1127 nucleotides. RefSeq lists its product as uncharacterized. Lineage: Eukaryota; Metazoa; Mollusca; Bivalvia; Ostreida; Ostreidae. The record is from RefSeq and is a predicted model, not a curated record. Bases 107 to 787 code for a protein of 226 amino acids. The transcript has 5 exons.